Messenger RNA from Polypterus senegalus (gray bichir), 1417 nucleotides. It is a transcript of the gene hax1, whose product is annotated as HCLS1 associated protein X-1. The record is from RefSeq and is a predicted model, not a curated record. Gene Ontology annotation, biological process: regulation of actin filament polymerization; negative regulation of apoptotic process. Bases 82 to 942 code for a protein of 286 amino acids. The transcript is spliced from 7 exons. Lineage: Eukaryota; Metazoa; Chordata; Cladistia; Polypteriformes; Polypteridae. Gene Ontology annotation, cellular component: actin cytoskeleton; clathrin-coated vesicle; sarcoplasmic reticulum.
GACACUUUACGACACUUUCAACUUUCCGUUAGCGUCGUCGAUGGUUUAUUUUAGGGUUGUUGUUGCGUGAGCCGUGACACAAUGAGUGUCUUUGAUUUAUUUAGAAGAUUCUUUGGGUUCCAUGGGGGUGGUUUUCAUGGACAGCGAAGAAUAGACCCCUUUUUUGAAGGAAUGAUGAAUGAGGAUGAUGACAAUGAAGAUGGCCAAGACUAUGGUACUGGUGAAGACUUCCGGUUUGGUUUUAACUUUGGACCAGGUGGAAGAGGCUUUAAUGAGUUCUUUGGAUUUGAAGAGAUGUUUCGUGACAUAGAUGGACUUUUUCAAAGAAUGGAUAAGUGGGAUGUGCCAUCUAGAGAAUUUGAAAUUCCAAGCAUAGAAAUGCCUGCUCAACAACCAUCUAGAGAUGGAACAGGCACAGGUAGAAAGGGAAGACAUUCCCUCCGAGACUUCAUGUUAAAAUAUCCUGACAGCCACCUCCCUAACUCGCAGGAUGAAAGCUCUGCAGCUGACCAGCCACACCAUAUACCAGGGCCUUCAGGUUCCACCGAAUGGCCUCGAAGUCCCUUCAGAAGGUUUGAAGAUGCCUGGAGGGAUAACCACUCAGGACCGGAAGAUAGUUCUGUAAAGGAGGAUAAAGUUUUAGAUUCACAGGUGUCUGAAAAAGGGCUUGAUGACAUUUUGAGGCCUCCUGAGCCAAAAGUGAAAUCCUACUUUAAGAGCUUCUCAUUUACUAAAGUAAUAGCUCCCGAUGGUACUGUUGAAGAGAGAAGAACUGUAAGGGAUAGCUAUGGCAAUGAAGAGGCCACAGUGACUCGGAGUAAAGGAGGUGAUUCCUCACAAUUUACUGGUGAUGGAAAGAAGAUUGACCCACACAUCCCAGACUUACAAAGUGACCAAUCCAUAUUUUCAGAGUUUUUCAGGGGUUUUUUUUCCAGCAGAUAGAAGACUAUGUCAAUUGCAUUAAUGGACAAAUAGAAUGUUCAUUUCAUCUGAUUGUGUGGACAUAUUAACUGUUUCUUGGCACCAGAUUUAAAAACUCGUUUUCUUACUCCAAAACACUCAACAAAUGGGAGUAUCAGUUUUAUUGUUUUUAUGUAGAGUAUGUGGACCUCUCCGUGAAAAAUUAAUUUUGCAUUACAGAUUUUGGCCGAUAAAUUGAAAUAACUUGAAGUCCUUUCACAGCAGUUCUUAAAUCAUACCAGACAAAUCUUGUAUUGUGUUGAGUGGAGAAAUAUAAUUAACUAAUAGCUCUUUGCUUGCCUGGCCUGAUUUGAGAUGUGCUGUGUCUGUUUUAUUACACCUUGCAGGCCUUAACACACAUAUGCCAUGGCUUUCUUUUUCCAUGCCUAAUGGAAGUGGCAACCUUUUUCCAUGCAGUACAUGGCAAAAUAAAAUCUUGAUUUUCAAAAUAUGUUUU